Messenger RNA from Adelges cooleyi (spruce gall adelgid), 1727 nucleotides. RefSeq names its product adenylate kinase (gene Ak2). The record is from RefSeq and is a predicted model, not a curated record. The coding region runs from base 239 to 988 and encodes 249 amino acids. Gene Ontology annotation, cellular component: mitochondrion; cytoplasm. The transcript is spliced from 7 exons. Gene Ontology annotation, molecular function: ATP binding; AMP kinase activity. Lineage: Eukaryota; Metazoa; Arthropoda; Insecta; Hemiptera; Adelgidae. Gene Ontology annotation, biological process: ADP biosynthetic process.
CCGCUGAUUAUAUUUUAACCUCUUUCCGACACGAUGUGCAUAAUAGGUAUGAAAUUGUGUCGAUAUUUUGAAAGUUGUCCACAAACCACAUCCGCAGAUUCCACACAGGACCGUGUACUGUUGUAAUAUUAUUAUUGUACAGCACCGCCGCCACUUUUGUAGGACAAGUCUACAAUAGUUCAAUACAGGUUUUCUGUCCUGUUUUGUGUGUGUGUGUCCGCCCAAUCCAACAUUAACCAUGCCGCCUCUGGCCAACGCAGCCGUAAAAAUCCAAUCCGAUGCGGACGGCGUCAAGUUACCCGGAGUCAACGCCGUUCUGCUCGGUCCACCGGGUUCCGGCAAGGGAACGCAGGCCCCGAAGCUAUUGGAAAAAUUCUACCUGUGCCACCUGUCGACGGGCGAUAUGUUACGGUCGGAAGUGUCGUCGGGAUCGGAUCUAGGCAAGAAAGUCAAACAAGUCAUGGAUUCGGGCGCUUUGGUCAGCGACAGUCUAGUGGUGGAUUUAAUCGAUCGCAACUUGGACAGACCGGAAUGCAGGCAAGGAUUCUUGUUGGACGGUUUUCCGCGUACCGUCCCCCAAGCAGAAAAAUUGGAUCAGCUGUUGGAAAAGCGAAAGACUCAACUGGACUCCGUAGUUGAAUUCAACAUCAGCGAUAGCCUAUUAGUUAGUCGCAUCACCGGCCGUUUAAUACAUCCGGCUAGCGGUCGGUCGUACCACACGGAAUUCCAUCCGCCGAAAGUCAACAUGAAAGACGAUGUGACCGGCGAACCGUUGAUCCGUCGCAACGACGACAAUGUAGACGCUUUGAAGAAACGUCUUCAGGCAUACCACCAACAAACGGCUCCGUUGAUAGAUUACUAUCAGAAAAGAGGCAUUCACGAUAGAAUCGACGCUUCCAAGAGUGCGGACAAUGUGUUCAAAAUGGUGGAAAAUAUAUUUUUACGCUGUUCAUUGUCGGCCAACAAAGACAGAGUGAUAUUUGUUUGAAUCGCAUUCCGUCAGCAAAAUGUGCUGCUAUUGUGUUUAUAAAAAAAAAAAUGGACAAUAACAUUAUUUUUUUUUUGUAAGUUACCGUUAUUAUAAAAAUAAUGAUAACGCAAAUUAAAAAAAAAAAUAAUAAUAAUCGAUCUGAAAUAUUAUUAAACGGUAUUAUAUAAUUGUAAUCCAUUAUUAGUUAUAGUUAUUGGUUUUACGGGCGUAACCACUGCGAUGGUCUUUAUUAUAUAUAGCAAUUAUAGUAAAAUAAUAAUAAUUAUUAUAACAAUUAAGUAUGUUCAGUGCAUUUAAACGAGUACGCAGUGCUUGAAAAAAUAUCAAAUGAGAAUUUUUGUCUAGUAUCGACAAACGUUUGUCGAUCUCACUAACUGUUCUAUUUCUAUCGCCAUUAAUGUUUUUUUAAACACAUAUCGGUUACCUUAAAUAAUAUAUUUUUCUACAAAUUAAAAAUAUUCUCAAGUGUUAAAUUUGUUAUUUAAUAAGAUAUUUCGCAUCGAGCGAGUCGUCGUGGGUCUACUUAAGAAUUAAGCGACUGGCGACACGUACACGGCUGUUGUAAAAGUUAUAAAAUUUGUUUCUAAAAUUAACGUGUAUCUUUAUUGUUUUACGAUGUGUCAUUAAUUUUAAUAUAGAUUACUUAAUAAAUAAUGAUAAUAAUACGGUCCUCGGUACUUACUAUCUGUAAGUAGUAUGUAGAAAACAAAAAAUAAAACUAUUGGUUGUUACAAUA